AUGGCAGCAUUCUUGGAUAUAGAAGACACCUUUAACAAUUUAGCAUAUUUCACGCUGAUCUACAAUAUCUGGCAUCCAUUCUACGUGAAUCUAUUGGGCAAAAGGUUUGAAGAAAAUCCAAAUGAAUUUCUCGGCGUGGAUACGUUUUGCUUUUGGAAUUUAAUGUAUUCCAAUAUAUUGGCCAUUUGUGCGUUUUUGGUUACAAUUAAAAUAUUUAAAUUCAUUAGUUUCAAUAAAACAAUGAUACAGUUUAAUGUGACCAUACACAGGUGUUUUCGUGAUCUCUUGGGCUUCAGCACCAUGUUCGGUAUUGUCUUUCUGGCCUAUGCUCAAUUGGGUCUGUUAUUAUUCGGCAGUCAAUACCACGAUUUUCGCAACUUUUACGAAUCAUUCCUAACAAUGAUACGCAUGAUUUUGGGUGACUUCGAUUAUGAGAGCAUCGAGGCGGCACAUAGUGUAUUGGGUCCAAUCUUCUUUCUCACUUAUAUAUUCUUGGUUUUCUUCAUUUUACUGAAUAUGUUCUUGGCCAUUAUUAACGAUACCUAUAGUAGUGUGAAAAGUGAGGUUAAGGGAGGCCGUAAUUAUUUAUUAAUUUAUGUACGUAAAUUGUUACAUAAAUGGUGUCCGAGAGGUUUCUGUGCGCAGCCGGAGGCGGAGGAUGAAACAGAACCAGAAGAUAAUCAGCCAAAACUUUCCAUACGCAAACAUGCUGUACCAGACUAUUUCGAACCCGUCGGACAACAAGGAUCACGAAUGCAAGAUACAGACUCCUUGACGAUUAGUCGGUAA
Molecule: messenger RNA, 789 nt
Organism: Anastrepha ludens (Mexican fruit fly)
Lineage: Eukaryota; Metazoa; Arthropoda; Insecta; Diptera; Tephritidae
Product: polycystic kidney disease 2-like 1 protein
Exons: 5
Coding region: 1-789 (262 amino acids)
Biological process (GO): detection of mechanical stimulus
Cellular component (GO): membrane
Molecular function (GO): calcium channel activity
Source: RefSeq, a predicted model, not a curated record